This is a messenger RNA of Dunckerocampus dactyliophorus (ringed pipefish), 5993 nucleotides long. It is a transcript of the gene fkbpl, whose product is annotated as FKBP prolyl isomerase like. The record is from RefSeq and is a predicted model, not a curated record. Gene Ontology annotation, molecular function: protein binding. The coding region runs from base 135 to 1190 and encodes 351 amino acids. The transcript has 4 exons. NCBI's taxonomy places the organism in Eukaryota, Metazoa, Chordata, Actinopteri, Syngnathiformes, Syngnathidae.
AAAACAGCGAGGAAGAAGUCACACCAACAGAAGAAGAAGAGCGGCCGCAGCUUUAUUUGGUUGCCGGGUUGGCUAAUAUUGAACAAAUUCAUCUGUUGGAUGAGAAUCUCUGCUAGCCUCUCCUCACUGAAGAGAUGGAUCCAGUUAAUGGUGAUCACGAUGGCGUUGAGAUCACCUCUUGGGUGUCGGUGUGUCCCAGGGGCCUCUGGACGGUCCAGAAGAAGCUAACCCAGUCUGGAAGCCAACAUAAAGUUUAUAAUCAUGGCGAAGUGUUGUCGUCUGGCUACAAACCAAGAUUGGGUUCGCUGUGCCUUGUCCGUGUGCACCUCAAAGCCGAUACGGAUGAUGCAGGAACAUUUAUAAAAGGAGAUGAGACCAACCAAGGAGACCGACUUGAUGCUCCAGGAGCAGAGUUCCCAAGGUGUCAGGACUGUGUGCUGCAGGUCCCGCUGGGUGACUGGACCACACUGCGACUCGGGGAGGGUCAUUGUGAUGUCACAGAAGCCUGUGUGGAGGGGAUGAGAGCUGGGGACGCAUGUGAGAUACGACUCACUCCGGUAAACUCCGGAGCUGAUAUGUUGAACUCUCAGCCUGUGGAGGAAAUAUGUGCCACAGUGGAGCUCCAAGCUUUCACAACAGGAAAAGAGUCCUGGCAGAUGUCACCUGGUGAAAAAUGGGAGUGGGUGAGGUCCCACAAGGCGAGAGGUGGGGAGAGAUUCAGAAGUGGAGACGUGUGGGGAGCAGCAGACAGCUACAGUCGCGCCCUCAAGCUUGUCAUCACCCUCCGUGGAUGUGAGGUGGACCGAGAAGAGCAAGACAUAGAAGAACAAAGAGUCACAUACACUGAAGAUGAAACAACCCUUCCUACAGUUAAUCAACUCCAAAGCUUGAAAGCUGAACUUCACUCCAACUUGUCUUUGUGUCAGCUCAAACUGAAACAGCCAGUGCGGGCCAAGGAAAGUGCUGAGAAAGCUACACAGCUGGAACCAGGUGGGGCUAAAGCAUGGUACCGACUAGGACAAGCCUGCCAAAUGGUGAAUGAGCUUGAAGAGGCCCGACUGGCAUUCAGAGAACUGCUGAAGCUGCAACCAGAAUCCACAGCUGCUGUGAAGGCACUUAAAGAAAUUGCGAGUAGAGAGAAGCAGACAAACGCACAGUUGGGAAAGAGACUAAGUAAAAUGUUUAGCUAGAGAUUAUGUAGCAGAAAUAUCCAAUCAUGAGUAUGACUGUGCUACUUGGUAACCACACCGCUCUGUUUUUAGAUUGUGUGAAUCUGGGGUGCUCGUUUGUCUCCUUGGCGUGCACUGUUCUGGAGAUAUGCCUCAUAUAAUUUGGGCAUAACACCACAGACUAUGAAUAAUGCUGCUGUGUUGACACUGAAACAUAAAGAUGGUUUUUAAUAUUUUUUAACCAUAACUUAAUUUCAGCAAAAAGAUGUUACAAAAUUAGCAAUCAAUGGAGAAUAAAACAGAAUGUAGUAUUACUGUACUGUCCAUCACACCCAUCCUCUCUGGCAUUACAACACUACUACUGUGGUGCAACUGAGGUAGGCCUGGGAGGCACCAGAAGACUUCAGGGGAGACGGCAGCUUGAAUAAAAUAGAAGAAAAAUAUACAGUAUUUUUCCAAACCUGCUAAGCUGAUUUCAAUAUAUGUUGAAAGGCAAAAUCAGUUCAUUUUAGGUACUGUAUGAUUUAUUUUGUUCUUAUUUGAUUAAUUGACAGUAAACUCCACAAAGUCUGCUCCAGAAAAUCACUUUUGGGAUGGAAGGAAGGCUUCAGCUGUCAUUUAAAGGGGCUGUAUAGCCCUUAGGCCUCACCCCAUCACUUUGCCUUACGGGGAAUUGGGACACCACUUGCUUGAUGUGAAAGUGCAAAACCUAGGACUGAGGGCUAAGGGGUAGAAUUGGGAUUGGCUGUGAUUCUCUGUGUGUCACGCUGCCACAUUUGAAAGCCCCCGCUCUUGGGUAUAUGUAUUUAUGUACUAUUAAUGCAUUUUUCCUUAUAUAUAUAUACAUAUAUAUAUAUAUAUAUAUAUAUAUAUAUAUAUAUAUAUAUAUAUAUAUAAUUCAAAUAUUAGUCAAUGACAACAUAACUGAACACAAAAUGCAGUUUUUCAAUUAAACUAAACAAUUAAACAAUCCAAACCUACAUGGCCCUGUGUGAAAACGUGAUUGCCCCCUAAACCUAAUAACUGGUUGGGCCACCCUUAGCAGCAACCCGUGCAGUCAAGCGUUUGUGAUAACUUCUAAUGAGUCUCUUACAGUGCUGUGGAGGAAUUUUGGCCCACUCAUCUUUGCAGAAUUGUUGUAAUUCAGCCACAUUGGAGGGUUUUCCAGCAUGAACCACCUUUUUAAGGUCAUGCCACAGCAUCUCAAUAGGAUUCAGGUCAGGACUUUGACUAGGCCAAUCCAAAGUCUUCAUUUAGUUUUUCAUCAGCCAUUCAGAGGUGGACUUGCUGGUGUGUUUUGGAUCAUUGUCCUGCUGCAGAACCCAAGUUGUUUUCAGCUUGACGUCACGAGCAGAUGGCCACACAUUCUCCAUUUCAUGGUUCUGUUUAUCACAGCAAGUCUUCCAGCUCCUGAAGCGGCAAAACAGCCCCGGAUUAUCACACUAGCAACACCACAUGUUACUGUUGAUGUGAUGUUCUUUUUCUAAAAUGUGGCGUUACUUUUAUGCCAGAAGUAAUGGGACACACACCUUCCAAAAAGUUCAACUUUUGUCUCAUCAUACCACAGAGUAUUUUCCCAAAGGUCUUGGGGAUCAUCAAGAUGUUUUCUGGCAAAAUUGAGACCAGCCUAAUCAUCUUUUUGUUCAGCAGUGGUUUUCGUCUUGGAACUCUGCCAUGCGGGCCGUUUUUGCCCAGUGUCUUUUUUAUGGCGGAGUCAUGAACACUGACCUUAACUGAGGCAAGUGAGGCCUGCAGUUCUUUGUUGUUUUUGUUGUGGGGUCUUUUGUGACCUCUUGAAUGAAUAGUCGCUGCGCUUUUGGGCCAUUUUGGUUGGCUGGCCACUCCUGGGAAGGUUCACCGCUGAUAAUGUCUCACACUGUGGUUCCUUGGAGUCUCAAAGCUUUAGAAAUGGAUUUAUAACCUUUUCUACUUGAACUCGAGUGUGAUAAACGACAGCCAAGUGAUGUUUUAACAGGGGGGCAAUCACUUUUUCACACAGGGCCAUCCAUGUAGGUUUGGAUUUUUUCCCCCUUAAUAAAAAGUUUGGUUUAAAAACUGAAUUUUGUGUUCAGUUGUGCUGUUAUUGACUAAUAUUUAAAUUUGUUUGAUGAUCUGAAACAUUUAAGUGUGACAAACAAAAAAAUAAGAAAUCAGGAAGGGUUGACACUUUUUCACACCACUGUAUAUGGUGUGAAAAAGUGUCUGCCAGUUUUCGAUUGGCCAGUUUUCGAUUUUUUUGGGUCUACCGCUUGACUUUUUUGUUCCAUAAUGCUCAGGAUUUUUCAAAAAAUGCAACCUCAGCAGCAAUGGCACGCUGCGAGAGGCCUUGCUUGUGCAGCUCGACAAUCCGACCAUGUUCAAAAAGAGAAAGCUUCUUAGAUUUAGCCAUCAGGAGGGCAUGACAGUGUGAAUGCCUGACAGAAAAUGAACAUUUUGAGCAGAUUUUGGCUUUGACAGCCUGUGGUGUUAAACUUUUGAUCAGCUGAUAAACAGCCUAUUUCCUUCUUGCUUUUGCAUAUUGUAGCUCGACUUAAAACCUCAUCCAAAUGUGCAAAAUUCAAAUUCUAGCAAUUUUGCAACAGGUCUUAAGAUUUUGAUCAGGAGUAUAUACUGUCCAGUCGUGGAAAAAAGUAUUAGCCCACCCUUGUUUCUUCAGUUUCUUGUUCAUUUUAACACAAGUUAAAGCACCGUUGUUAGGACAAAUAUAACAAUGGCAACAAAAAUAGCUUAUAAGAGUUCAAUUUUUUGGCAGUACAGUGCUAUAGAUAUUCAUGUACGAACUUAAGUGAUUUUGGUUAUCAAGAAAACCAUGGAAGUUGCUAGAUAUCAGCUCUUAAAUUACACUCUUAUGAGUUAUAUUUGUUAUCAUCAUUAUAUGUGUUCAAACAAAUGUACCUUUAGUUGUACCAGGCAUUACAAUGGAUCAAUAAACUGAAAAAACAAUAUUUUUUUUCCAUGACUGUAGAUGUUUAUAUUUAUACAUGUAUAUAAUGCAGAGUUAUUCAAAAAGAAUGAACAAAUUUCAUGGCACAUUGCUUUAAUUCUCAAACAUCGUCGUGGAAUGAGUCAGUGACCAUUUGAAAAAGGAGUUUUCUACAUUUUGAAUGGCUAUCACGGGGGCGCUGUAGUCGCGUUGUUCCUGCGGCAGCGUUCAGUUCUUUGUUUACCCUCAGAAUGGUGACCUCUCAGCAAAAGGUGUUCUACGUUCUCGAGUUCUUGAAAACAAAAUCGCUUGUCACGGUGCUGCAUGCUUUUCAAAGGCAAUUUGACAUUAAUAGACCCUCUCCGAAGAACAUUUGACGUGGUUUUGACAGUUUCAAGAGAGUAGGUGUGUAAAGGAAAGACCUUGCUCUUUGUGCUUGGCUUGGCUAAGAUCUUUAUGUUCUACCGCUACCCAAUAACCUCGAUGACCUUAAACAUCGAAUAACAACAGCUAUCAACUCAGCGGAUCGUGAUAUGCUGAUACGUGUCUGGGAAGAAUACUUUUAUUGUAUUGAUGUUGCCUGUGCUGCAGGUGGUGGCCACGUUGAACACUUGCAAGACCGGAAAUAAAACAUGAUUGAGGGUAGAAUGAAAUCGGUUAAUUCUUUUGAAUAACCCUGUAUAUCUAACGCGUAUGUCAACAGUUACUAAUAGUUACUAAUAGUAUAGUUAGUUACUAAUAAUACUUUGCACUGUAUUAUUACUACAAUAUGAGAAUGACAAGUCAUAUUGUAGUUCGUAAAAUGUUGUUUAUUUUGGUAGCAAUCAGAAUAUGUACUUCUGAACAAAGAUCACUAACAUUGUACUGUACAUACAGUAACAAUUAUACACUGUUUAUAUAACCACCACUAUCAUUAAUCCAGACAAAGGUUUGUCUUUUGGUGUGUGUCCCUUGUAUAGUAUCAGUCUGUCCUCUAGUCACAUCCCCUCCUAUUGUUUCUUGGACUUUUUAGUCCCAUCGGUGUGUCUCUGAGCUGCUGAUAGUUGUCUCCACGCGUCCACAAUGAGAGACAGUGGUAUAAUGAUCCACAGAAAGUUCAUGAACACAAAGUAGAACCAGAAGUAGAUGGGGUGUCCUAGCUCACUGUGAGAGUAGCCUUCUCUGUGCUCUAUGAAGAAGUACAGCACCGCUCCAUACAGCUGACCUGGAAUGGGAUUCCAGUACAUAUGAGAACUGUACCUAGUUGCAAUGUAAUGUAACAACUGCUUCACAAAUUGCACCCUUCUUACCAAGUGAAAGUAUGAGCUGCAGGACAAAUCUGUAGGGCUUGUUAGUUAAGAAGGCAAACACAGCCCAAAAGCUGAAUGGUCCCCAUAACCAUGCAGUCACGGUCUCCAUACAAACAGUGAAGUUAUCAGCUCUAGACACACACGAAACAUGCUUAGUGCACAAUUUGUCAAUCGUACCAGCUAUAUUACAAUUGUGUGCAAAUAUACUCACAUUACAUAUCGACUGUCCCCUUUGGAGUACUCUUUCCCUGAGAGAGAGAAAUGAGAACAGUUUUUUGUGAGGGGGCGAGCCAAGGGUCACGUUUUGGUGCCUUAAUGCAAUGUUCCCCAACCUCUUUGAGCCCAUAGACCAGCUUGUUUCUGUCAAACUUCUGACAGACCAGUGAUUUUUUUAAAAAAGCACGAGAGAGGUGCACUCCAGACACCAUACUGUAGUAAUCUAAAGCUAUUGUCAACCCUGUACACAACACAAAAAGUACAGAUUUACCAUCAGUGCGAGCCUAGUGUUUGUUUUGUAGAUAGAUGAUGAUAGUAGCGGGGUUUGAUGUGCAUGAGUGACAGGUGCAGCGUGUUUUUACCACCCUUUGUUUUGGAGCUAUUCAGCGCCAAAAA